Epinephelus fuscoguttatus (brown-marbled grouper) is the source of this 9696-nucleotide messenger RNA. RefSeq names its product myosin phosphatase Rho-interacting protein (gene mpripa). The transcript has 27 exons. Gene Ontology annotation, molecular function: actin filament binding. NCBI's taxonomy places the organism in Eukaryota, Metazoa, Chordata, Actinopteri, Perciformes, Serranidae. Gene Ontology annotation, biological process: actin filament organization. The record is from RefSeq and is a predicted model, not a curated record. The coding region runs from base 736 to 8229 and encodes 2497 amino acids. Gene Ontology annotation, cellular component: actin cytoskeleton.
CCACCGACUGCUUGUGCGGCCCAGGCGAGGAUUUUCACGAAAACAUCAACCGCAGACUGCGUACCAGUGCCAGCGGGACCCGACGCUAUGGAUCCAACGGCAUGACAGCCGAGUCGAUGGCGGUUUCAAAGUUGGAUAACGGUGUUCGGCCUUGACGAGAGACGUUAGAAGCGUGAAACAGAUUUAACGGUAAUGAAUGCGGUAUCACUUGUUUGAUAGAAAGACAGAGAGCGAGCGAGCGAGAGAGAGGGAGAGAGAGAGGGGCCAAAGUGGACUCCCUCCCUCGGUAGAGCCGUUCCGCCCGAUGGAGGCUGACGGGACCUUUGCAGUGAGCUCCAGGCCCGUAAUGUCACCUGUGAAACGUCGACACCUCGUCGGAGGACGUAAUUAAGGAAACCCUCGCGCACACCUGUCUGAAGACUUCAUUUGACAACUUCGUAGCGAACCUGUGUACAGCAACUAAAGUUAGCAGGUCAACGUUAGCUGCGGGAGGCGACCCCCUCGCGCAACAUGACUAUCAUAGAUAUCACUUAACGAGAGGUUACUCACCGCCUCAGGUAACACGGGACAGGUGAACAACGAGCUGUUUAGCGGACUUCUUUCUGCUCAUGUUUUAGAAAGUUGCCUCGUUACAUUUCACCAGCUGCACGUUGACUCCAACUCAUUUGGCUUGGCUCGAGCAUACAAGAACUACUUUUUUUUCCUCCUCAUCAAGUGUCGUCUUCUCCGUCAGCCAUGUCACUCAAAGACAAUCCGUGUCGCAAGUUUCAAGCCAACAUCUUCAACAAAAGUAAAUGCCAGAACUGCUUCAAGCCCAGAGAGUCACAUCUGCUCAACGACGAAGACUUAAAUCAGGCCAAACCUAUAUAUGGAGGAUGGUUGCUGCUAGCACCAGAGGGGACUAAUUUUGACAAUCCGUUACACAGAUCACGGAAAUGGCAAAGGAGGUUCUUCAUCCUUUAUGAGCAUGGCUUACUUCGGUAUGCUCUGGACGAAAUGCCCAGCACUCUACCCCAGGGUACAAUCAAUAUGAACCAGUGCUCCGACGUCAUCGAUGGAGAGUCCAGGACAGGUCAGAAGAACUCUCUGUGCAUCCUGACCCCUGAGAAAGAGCACUUUAUACGGGCUGAGUGUAAAGAAAUUAUCAACGGGUGGCAGGAGGCCUUGACUGUAUACCCCAGGACCAACAAACAGAACCAGAAGAAAAAGCGCAAGGUUGAUCCACCCACUCACCAGGGUGGAGAAACUGCAAGCCAGUGUUUUUCCACUGAAGACAUGAAUGGACACCCAGAGCCCGGCCCCGCUAAGGUGACAGUGACCAGCAGCAGCAGCAGCGGAGGAAGCAUCCCCUGCCUGCCCAGCAGCAUCGCCAGUGCCGAGCGCGUCCCGAUGAGCCGUGCCACUCUGUGGCAGGAGGAGAGCCGCUGGAGCAGGGCCACCAUCCCCUGCAGCCGCAGUGCCUCCUGUCUCAGCCAGCUGGGCCAGAGCCAACCAGACUCCACUAUCACUACUCAAGACGAUGGCAGCACCAUGAGCACCGGACGCAAGGUACGAGUGGAAAGUGGUUACUUCUCCCUGGAGAAGACCAAGUCGGAGCCUUCUCCACAGUCUGCACAGCACUCUCAGCCACCCACGCAUCUGCCCCUGUCCUCUUCACCAUCUUCCUCCUCCUUAGGAGCUCUCAGUCCCAGGUACAACUCUGAGCCUGAAUCCCAAACUUCCCCUUUUCAACCCUCCCAAGAUCCUCUCCCUUCUCCAGGUGCACUCGUUUCCCCCAGCUACUCCACCAUCAGCUCUUCCCAGAGCUCGCUGGACUCCGAACCCAGCGGGAGUACACCCACCUGGGAGGGGCGCAGCAGUGGUGGAGGGAGCACUGGUAGUGUCAGUGGUGGAGGAGGCAGAGUGGGCCGGCCUGGAAGGGAGUACGCAGCCCUGUCUGAUGUGCCACGGGCUCGCAGACUGAGUUACCGCGAAGCCUUCCGCUCAGAGAAAAAGCGCCAAGACCUGAGGGCACGGACACGGAGUCCUGGCAGAGAGGAGGUGGCCCGGCUGUUUGGGGAGGAGCGAAGGCGUUCUCAAAUCAUUGGCCGAUUCGAAGAGGGUCAGCCUGUGGAGCGCAUGGACACAAGCAGCUCCAAUGAGCCUUCUGACAACACCACGCUAAUCCAGAGACAAGGCCGCAGUGAGAGACGCUAUCUGGCUAAUAAACAUGAGAUGUCACUGGAUGCCGGCAAGGACCGCUCAGUCCCUGAUGUGUCCAGCUCCACUUUUGCUAAUUUAAGAAGAGCCAAGUCACUGGACCGCAGAGUCACCGAGUCCUCAAUGACUCCAGAUCUGCUGAACUUCAAAAAAGGAUGGAUGACAAAGCUGUAUGACGAUGGAAUGUGGAAGAAACACUGGUUUGUCCUGACAGAUCAGAGUUUGAGGUACUACAAGGACUCAAUAGCUGAGGAGGCUUCAGAACUGGAUGGUGAGAUUGAUCUCUCUACGUGUUACGAUGUCAAAGAGUUCCCCGUCCAGAGGAAUUACGGUUUCCAGAUCAUGUGUAAAGAGGGAGCGUGCACCCUGUCAGCCAUGACCUCUGGAAUCCGUCGCAACUGGAUUCAGGCCAUCAUGAAGAAUGUGCGACCCACUAUUGCCCCCGAUGUCACUCGGAAAAACAUCUCUCUGAAACUAUCCGUUCUGAAGCCCAGAUCCCUCCCUGAGGAGAAGAUAAAAGCCCAUGUCAUGUUGGAGCCGUGUUCACAAGCCAACCUUGAGCAAAGCCCCAGUCCUGAGGCCCCCAAGUCGGAUGUCCACAGACAGCCAGCUGGCAACAACACCUCUGCCUCCCCUUCUGAGCCCCGUAAAAGUCGAGUUCGUGAGCGCAGGCGAGAGGGUCGCUCUAAGACUUAUGACUGGUCUGAGUUCAAAAUGGAACAGACAGGAAAGCCCUUGAAGGAACGAGCAGACACAGUCGACCUCAGCUCAUCAUUCUCCACAUCUCCCUCAUACUGUUCUGCCUCUUCUUCCCCUUCCUCAUUAGCGUCCUCUCCUGUCUCUACCUCCUCCCUCCAAACCUCUUCUGCGUCAGGUGCUCACCCGCCUUCUACGACAGCAGAAGCAGAAAAGGAGAGUGUUAGGAGGGGUGUCCCUCCACAUGGCACAACCAGUGCAACCCACAUGCCAAAUACUGUUACUGUUACCAUGACCUCCACGCUAAAUACUACACCGUCGGUACAGCCAUUGAAACCUGAAUGCCAAGAACAAGGAAAGAUGGAAGUAGACCACCCUGUGGCAAUGCAUACUGCUAGUGACGAUAAGAAGGACAACAAAACCUCAGAUGUCCAAGAAGAGAUUGAGCAGCGCUGGCAUCAGGUGGAGACAACACCGUUAAGAGAAGAGAAGCAAGUGCCCAUCACCUCAGCUUCAGGAAACUCUGACAGAUUGCCUGCACAUGAACUGGCUGCGCUGCUUGACAAAGAGUUGGGACAGAAGCAACAGGAGCUGGACCGACUACAGAAGCAAAACAGUGUUUUAAAAGAGCAGUUGGAAGAUGCAUUAGGGAGGGAACAAAGUGCCAGAGAGGGCUAUGUGCUGCAGAGUGCAACACCCCCUUCCUCUUCACCGCACAGAGUGCCAUGGCAACGCCUGCACAAGCUUAAUCAAGAUUUACAGGGCGAGUUGGAGACCCAAAAGCGCAAGCAGGACAUGGCCCAGCAGCAGAUUCGGACACUAAAGAGAAGCUACACAGAAGCCCAGGAUGCUGUAGGCCAGCAUGAGGCUGGCAUUCAGGCACUGCAGGCUAAACUAGCAUCUGCAAUGGCUGAAAUCUUGGCCAGUGAACAGGCUGUGGCCAGAAUGCGCAAUGAGCUCAAGCUAGAGCAAGAGCGCUCAAAGGAACAGGAGGAGGAAUAUAGCCGUAGUGAGGCCACAAUACGAGCCCAGCUCAAAGAUAACGAAGACAGACUCCGGGAAGUAGAGGCCAGCCUCUUAGAGAGAAACCAAGCCCUUAGGCACCUAGAGCGCCAGCAGGCCUUGCAACGGGACCACAUGAGAGAAAUACAGAGGCUGCAGGAAAGGUUGCAAGAAGUGACUGCUCGGCUAAGUGCUACUGAGGAGGGUCAGGCACUGAAAGAGGAGCGCUUGAGGCAAGAGCAGAAUAGUAUGCUAGAGAGUCAUGAGAGGGAAAGACAGAAUCUGUGUAGAAGAUUAGCGGAGGCUGAAACUGCAAAGAUGGAGAUGGAGAACCGACUGCUGGAGGCUGAGCAGCAGGUGGAGGCACUGUUAAGAGGGAGGCAGGCCUCUGGAGGAAAGGAAUGCAGGGAGGAAAUGGUGAAGUUGCAAGAGGAGGUGACCCAGAAGAAUGACAUGGUAGAGAUACUGAGGGAGAGUGUGCGUAGGCUUGAAGAAGAGAAAGGCCAUCUCACUUGCCGCUGUCAGGAGCUUCUUAACCAGAUUUCCGAGGCAGACCGUGAGGUGAAUAAGCUGCGCAAUCGUCUGGAAACGGAAGAGGCUGAUUACUACACCUUGGAGCACUCAUAUGAGAGAGCAACCCAAGAGUUUCAGAAAAUGAGCCAGUUCCUGAGGGACAAAGAGGAGGAGAUCCGGCAGACUAAAGAAAUGUAUGAGAGGCUGGUAGAACGCAAAGAAGAGGAUCUGAAAGAGGCCCUUGUUAAAAUGGCUGCACUUGGCAACAGCCUGGAAGAAACGGAACAGAAGUUGCAAGCUAAGGAGGAGCUUCUUUGUCAAAUGAGUCAGAGUCUCUUAGAUAAGGUUGAGCCCUGUAGUGCUGAAAAGGAUCUGCAAGCCAAGCUUGUGGUUGCAGAGGACCGCAUAGCAGAGCUAGAGCAGCAUCUCAAUGCCCUGCAGCUGGGCUAUGCUGACCUACGCAUGGAAAGGCAGCAUAUCCCAGAAGAGAGCAAGACUGCAAGGCUUAAAACAUCAGUCUCCUUAUCAGCAAACACAGAACUCCUACUUUCCUAUGACCGUACAUCCAGGACAGAAAAUUUCUCAGAUGAUAAGGAGUCUCAAGCUAAGAGACCAAGAAUACGUUUUUCCAAUAUUCAGUGCCAAAAAUACAUGAAUCUAGAGGGCUUAGACACUACCCAUGUCAGCAGUACCUUUGCAGACACAAGACAAAAAGUUAGUCAGGAUGUAAAUGAAGACAUCCAUCAAAGUGAAGGAAGCAUCUCCUCUGGUAUCACCUUUUCCCACAGUAGUGACCCAGAGAAGUUUAUCUCUAUCAUACAUGCCCUAGAGACUAAACUGCUUGCCACUGAAGAUAAACUAAGGAACCUCACACAGAAUUUAGAAGAGCCACGAUCCAUCCAAGCAGAAGACAUGCCUAAGAUUGAUCUAAAGAUGACGGAAACAAAGCCUAACCUUGACAAGGAGUUUAGUUGUGGAGUUGUGGUAAAGAGUAGUGCUGCCAAUAAGCAUUAUGCCAAGGCCCUGGCGUGUGUGGAAAAUAGUCGAGAGAAAGUCAGGAAUAUUCUCAGAGGCUCUCAUGAUACCACUGAUUCACAGCUGCACUCGUUGUCAGAGAUAGAGAAAGACUUGUUUGAUGCAUCACUGUACAUUCGACAGGGACAAAAGACACUGGAAGAGCAAUCACCAGCUGUCUAUCAAAAUCAACCCCCAGAGACCCUAGAUAAAGAUGCUUUGCACCUCUUUGCCAAAACGUUAUCGUUUGAGGCAGUCAUUUUGAACAAGAUGGCUAUGUUAAUACAGACUUCAAAGUCUGACCUCCUACAGUCUCUUGCAGAGAUAUGGGAAGACAUGGAGAAUGUUAAAAGGGGUGACAGAGAUUGCUUGGCUAUUGUUUAUGCUGAUGUCUUGACCAGAAAGUUGAUGUUAGAGAGUGCGUUUUGGAAAGACUUGGAGAAAGCUGAGACGGAUGUUGCUAAAUCCAAAGAGAGCAGUGUUACAGUUGAUGUAGAUGUUGAUGCCACAGAAAUCUUUAACACCUUCAUUAAAGCAGAGCUAGCCUACUCUAUUCAAAACCUUAAACUUUGCUAUGAAGAGAAAUUCAGAAUACUGAAAAGGGAGUUGACUGAAGCCCAUGAUAACCUGCAUCAAAGGGAAAGGGCUCUGAAAGCGAUUAUUGAAGCUUCCAAAAGGCCUGAUUUGAAAAAUGUAAUAAAAGAAGUCAAAAAUAACUUUGGGUUUGGUAAACAAAAGCAGUUAGCAGACAUUCGCCCCCCUGAACUCGCUCCCUACAUGGAGCAGAUUGAAAUGGAAGAGGCUAAAGGCUUGGCUGAGGAAAUUGUAGAUCGACACUUGGCUGGAGAAAUGCCCUCUUGUGGUGUCGACUGUAUUGAAUCACUGCAAAAUGCACAUGACAACCUGGCUAAUGAGCUUCAAAGACAAGCAGCAAUCCUACAUAAGUACGCUCAAGAGAUAGAAAGUGGUGGAAACCAUCCUGGACUGGCUAAAAUGAUCCAUGCUCUGCUGGGACGCCAAAUGUCACAUCAUUUCACAAGUACCUCUCUUUGUAUGCGUGAAGCCCUGAUCCAGGCUCAGGUGGCUUAUGUGGCAUGUAGGUUACGGGCCAUGCAUGAGCAAGAUGUGGGCUGGUGCAAACAGACAGGUCAGAACAUGGAUGUUCUUGUCCAGCAGCAUGCCCGCAAUGUCAGUGCAAUCCAAGAGAAAUAUGAGGCAUCCUUGCAGGAUGAGCGCCUGAACUUCACACAAACAGUGUCCACUCUCCAGAAGGAGAACAGCACACUGAAGAGUGAGAUCAGCAAACGUAUGAACCAGCUCUCCCAACAGCAGGAGCAACUGGCUCUCUUGGAGGAGAAUUUCCAGAAGGAGACUGAAGAGCUGAAGCAGAGGCACAAGGAAGAACUAAGCCGAGCAGAGAAAGGCCGUGCCUCAACAGAGCUGGCCCUCAUGGAGACUACAGCAGACAGUCAACGAAAGCUAGAAGUUCUGCUGGUGGACAUGGACACCAUGGAGGAACGGCACGAGGGUCAUGUGAGGAAACUAGAAGAGCAGUUUGAACAGCGGAUCUGUGAACUCCAGCAAAUCCACAAGCAGGAGAUCGAAAAGUUACAGUCCCAGUAUAUGGAAAACAUUCAGUGUAUCCAAAAGCACCAACAGGACAAAAAAGGUCCUGAGGUUUCCUACUCGCCUCCUUGCGAUGAUGCUACUACACCAAUGGAAGAGGAAGAGCAGGGGAAGGGGGAGGAUGUACAGAUUACGUCAGAGGUGGACUCCAUGGUGAUUCUAAAGGACCGGAUCCAGGAGCUGGAGGCUCAGAUGAGCACCAUGAGAGACGAACUGGAGAACAAACACCUAGAAGGAGAUGUGGCCAGCCUGAGAGAGAAAUACCAGAGAGACUUUGAAAGUCUUAAGGCCACUUGUGAGCGUGGCUUUGCAGCAAUGGAAGAAACACACCAGAAGGUAAUACAAGACCUCCAGAGGCAGCAUCAGAGGGAGAUUUCCAAACUUAUGGAAGAGCGAGAGAGACUAUUGGCUGAGGAGACUGCCGCCACAAUUGCUGCUAUUGAAGCGAUGAAGAAUGCACACAAGGAGGAACUGGAGAAGACCCAUCGUUCCCAACUGAGUGGAGUAAACUCUGACAUUGAUGAACUUCGCUCGCAGUAUGAAGAGGAGCUGCAGUCCAUCCAGAGAGAACUGGAAGUUCUGUCAGAGCAAUACUCUCAGAAAUGUCUGGAGAACGCUCACCUGGCACAGGCACUGGAGGCCGAGAGGCAGGCCCUCAGGCAGUGUCAGAGAGAGAACCAAGAACUAAACGCUCACAACCAGGAAUUAAAUAACCGACUGACUGCAGAGAUCACUCGGAUGCGCUCCUGUUUCAGCGGUGAAACAGCGCUGUCUCCACUCACCCAGGGCAAAGAUGUGUAUGAACUGGAGGUGUUGCUGCGAAUUAAAGAGUCAGAGAUCCAGUAUCUUAAACAGGAAAUCCACUCUUUGAAAGAUGAACUGCAGUCUGCUUUAAGGGACAAGAAAUAUGCCACAGACAAAUAUAAGGACAUCUAUACAGAGCUCAGCAUUGUGAAAGCAAAGGCUGACUGUGAUAUCAGCAAACUGAAGGAGAAGCUGCUCAUUGCCACAGAAGCUUUAGGCGAGAGGACUGUCGAUGGGACGGUUACAUCUGGAUACGAUAUAAUGAAAUCAAAAAGUAAUCCAGAUUUCCUGAAAAAGGAACGAUCAACAACCUCCAAGCAAUCAAGAGGCGUAAGGUCAAAGUCUGUCACUGAACAGGUCUCAUGGGAUAGCUGACACUCCCAUUGUGGGGUGAUUCCCCCCCAACCCCCGCCCCAAGAUGUGCUAGCCUGAAAGAGGGACUAACCGUGCAGGAGCGUAUGAAGCUUUUUGAAGCAAAAGAUUCCAAAAAGAUUUGAAUAUCAAGAAUUUCUUUUCUGUUUCCUGACCUCGGCAUUUGGUCAGACUGCUACGGCUGUGCCAGCAUCAGCUGAAGACUCCUAUAGGAUCACUCUCAAAAGAUCUAUCAAGGUCACUUCGAAACCUGGACCUGCUGCUCCCAUGCCCCUGAUAAGUUGUCAUAUUUUUGUUUGUUUGGUUUUUUUUUGUUUUUUGUUUUUUUUUAAUCAAUGGAAAAAAGUUUUACUGAAUCAAUCCUGUGUAGGGUUUCUUUAAAAAAAAAAUCCUUGGAUGUUUAAUCUGUCCAAUAUGGAGACGUGUCAAAUAAGCUGUGAGAGGGAUACAUGACAGCAUUUUUAUUGAUGCUCCAAAAUGCCAAAACAGACAGCAAUACACAGUAUGAAUAAUAUAUAUUUCCCAAUAUGAAUUAAGUAUCUGCUGUAUUUUAUUAUUGUUACAGUUUCUAUAUAUAAUAAUUUUUAAUGUGUUUAAUGUUGCACCAGUUCUGUUGUACAUAACUACUGGAUAUAUGUAAGAGUAUGGUUUGCUAUUGAUUGUUGGGGCAUCUGCUGUACUAUAACUAUGGUUUGAUUGAUAGUGGAAAACAAUGUGAUGCUUAACUUGCUUAUGUAUGAGAGUUUUAUAAAAUGGAGUGUCUGUGUUGGGGGGGUGGUAGUGGGGUGGGAUUGCACUUAUCACUUGACUACUUGAGGAAGCUUUUUUAUUAUUAGUCUCAAAUUUGGUGUAGUGACUUCAGCUCAGUUAUUGCAGUGCAACCAAACAUCCUGACUUCUGUCAAAUUUAGUGAACGACCGUGACUUGUUAGUGAUACUGGAUUUAUUCUCAAGUUUCUUAAAACCUGGAUUUGUGUUUGCUGAGUUUAGCCUUUGGUGUGAGAAUAUCAUCUCAGAAAACCCGGAACUAUUUAGGACUUUGCAUGACUGUACAGUAUCAUUUGAAUUGCAGAAUGAUCAUGUUGCCUCAUUUUCCUACUUUAUGCUUUAGUGUGAAACUCUUAACACUAAUAAGCUUUGCUUUGCAAGUCCUACUGUUUAGGUGUUGAGAUUGAAAUGUUUUACUGUAAGCGGCAGUCUUGAAGUACUUGGCCCAAUCCCUGACCUCUCACUGAAAUCUAGUCGUGCCUCAGCUGAGUGAAGAAUAUAAACAUCCAUGAAACCUGUGCAGCUAUGGAUACACACUGUAUAGUAUUCAAACCACGCCUUGUAUAUAUAUGUAUGCCACACGGAAGACUUCUGUGUUUUGUUUUAAACUUGUACCUUGCUCACUAGCUCUAUAUGAAAUAUAUAUGAAUAUUUUUUAUUUUCAUUUGAAUGUAUAACGUCAAUUAAAUGAAGUGUUUGGAAA